AUGGAUUAUUUGAUUAGGAAUAAUGAAUAUUGUAAUAUUUUAUAUGAUGAAAAUGAAUUAUUAAGGAAAAGAAAAAUAAAUUAUGAAGGUGGGAAUUAUCCUUAUAAAAUUAAUUAUUGGAAUAAUUAUAAUAAUGAAAUAAAUAUCAGUGAUGAUGAUAUGAAUAGGGAAAAAAUAAAUAAUAAAUUUGAUAAUACUUAUUAUAAUAUUAAUAAUAAUAUCUGUUAUUUUCCUUGUAAAGGGGACAUAGACGAACCUAGAUUGUGUUAUAAAAAAAGAAAUACUUACAAUGAAAAUAUUAAGGAUAACUUAGAAUAUGAUAAGAAUGUAAAUAAUCAUGACUAUGAUAACAUUAAAGAUAUAUCAUACAAUUUUAUGAAGAAUGAGUGUGAUAAGAUGAAAAAAUGUGGAGUAAGUAGUGAGGAGAACAAUGAUAAUGAUAAUAAUAAUAAUAAUGAGAGUAAUAAUAAUAAUAAUAAUAAUAAUGAGGGUAAUAAUAAUAAUAAUGAGGGUAAUAAUAAUAAUAAUGAGAGUAAUAAUAAUAAUAAUGAGAGUAAUAAUAAUAAUGAGAAUAAUAAUAACAGCAAUAAUGACAACAAUAAUAAUAACAACAAUAAUAAUAACAGCAAUAAUAACAACAAUAAUAAUAACAACAAUAAUAAUAACAACAAUAACAACAACAAUAAUAACAACAACAAUAACAACAACAAUAAUAACAACAAUAAUAACAACAAUAAUAACAACAACAAUAAUAACAACAACAAUAAUAACAACAAUAAUAAUAACAAUAAUAAUGAUAAAAAUGAAGAUGAUGAAAAUACUACUGGGAAAGGGAAAAAAACAGAAGUCAAAAAACGUGCAGGCAGAAAAAGAAAUGAUUCCACUUUGUAUGGCAAUAGUAAUACAAUGUUAAAAAAUAGCUUUUUACAAAAUAAUAAAAUGAUAUAUAAUAAUAUGGAUCAUAUAAAUGAUACAAAUGAACAAGAUAAAUUUUUAUUUGAACAAAGAAAAAUGAUGAUGAAUAAUAAAAUGGAAAAUAUGGGCCCCAAUAUGAAUAUGACAAAUAAAAAUUAUUUUCAAAGUGUAAAUAACAUGAAAUUGAAUGUAGAAAAUAAUAAAAAUCUUAUAGGUUUAAAUACAAAUAAUAUAAAUAAUUAUCCAAAUAAUAUUAAUAGUAAUAUGAAUAUACCAAAAAAUAUAAACCUUCAUUCAAACAAACAAAUGAUGUUUAUGAAUAAUAAUAUGAAUGUACAUGCAAAAACAAAUAAAUUAAAUGAUGUGGCUAGAGUGAAUAGUAUAAAUUUUAAUGAAGAAAAUAAAAUGCCUGUUAUAAAUGAUGAUACGCGAAUGGAUAAUAAAAUGAGGGAUAUGAUGAAAAGUGGUGGAAUGGAUAUACAUUUAAAAAAUGAAGAAUCCUUAUAUAUAAAUAAUAUGUAUAAUAUGAAUAGUAAUAAUCCAAAUACUAUACCUAGAAUGAGUACAAUGAAUAUUGGAAAACCUAUGAAUAAUUUUAAUAAUAUGAAUAUGCCUAUAAAUAAUAUAAAUGCUUAUAACAAUCACAUGAUUAAUUCGUAUAAUAAUAUGAUGAUUACAAAUAAUAUGAACAAUAUAAAUACCAUAAAUCAUAUGAACAAUAAUAAUAAUAAUAAUAGUAAUAGUAAUUUUGGGCAACAUGUUCAGGCACUACAAUUUAUGAAUCCUAAUAUGAAUAACGACAUGAAUAAUAAUAUGAAUAAUAAUAUGAAUAAUAAUAUGAAUAAUAAUAUGAAUAAUAAUAUGAAUAAUAAUAUGAAUAAUAAUAUGAAUAAUAAUAUGAAUAAUAAUAUGAACAAUAAUAUUAAUAAUAAUAUUAAUAAUAAUAAUAAUAAUAAUAAUAUCCUUUUAAAUAAUAACCAGAGUAAUACACAUGUUCAUAUGAAUAACAACAUGAAUUUAAAUCCCUCUGGAAAUAAUUCAUUUUUUAAUAAUUCAAAUAAACAUCUCAAUAUGAUGACCAUGAACUCAAAAAAUAAAAAAAACGCUAUAUUAAAGAAUGCGGGUAAUAAUGAAUUUGAAAAUAUAAAAAGAGUUCAUUCAAACUGCUCUAAUAGUAAUAAAAAAUCAAUUAAAAUGAGUAGCAAUGAAAAUAAUAAUACAACAACAACUGUUAUAAAAAAUAUAAGAGUUGAAAAUAUAAAAUUUAGUGAAAGUAUUAAUUUGAAAAAUGUAGAUGGCUUAGAUCUAAGUACGAAUUUUAUUAAUGGGAAAUAUAUAUCCAAAUUAAAUAAUGAUGAGAAAAUAUAUAAUGUAGUACAUUCUAUUGUUAAAGAUUCUCUCAAGGAUUGUUUAGUUGAUUUUUAUAAUAAUGCAAAUUAUAUUUUUAAAGAUAAAUUAGAUUUUGUAUGUAAUAGUAAUACACCCACAUGUAAUAAUAUAAAUGAUUUAGAGGACAAGAAAAAGGAUCAGGAGGAUGGGGAUAAACAAAAUUAUUCACUUGAAAAGAAAGAUAAUGAAGAACAUGCAAAUAAUAAUUCUGAUAAUAAACUUGAUGGUUUUGAAUUAGGCAUAAAUAAGACACCAGAAAAUAAGGAAGAUCAAAAUGGAAAUGACAAAAUAAUAAAUGAUAAUAUAAUAAAUGAUGAUAUAAAUGAUGAUAAUAAAACUAAUACACCCAAACCAAGAACACCUAAAAAUGAAGUUAAAAAUGUUAUAACCUCUUCCUUAUUGUCAGGCUUUAAUAUAUUUAGUGCCUUUAGUAAUAGUAAUACACCUAACUCGAAAAAAAAAAAAUAUGAUGAAGAGGAAGAAAAGGAAGAAAAGGAAAAAAAAGAAAAAUUAGAACAAAAAGAAGAAGAAGAAGAAGAAGAAGAAAAUAAAAAAUGUAAAGAUAAAAGUGAUGAGGAUGAAAAUAAGUCUCCUCAAAAUGAAGAUAAUAAAAAUAUUAUCAAUAAUAAUAAUGAAAAUAAUGUUUUAGACAAACAAAAUAAUGUACAGGAAUCUAUAGUUAAGUUAGAAAAUAUUGAUACAGAUAGUAAUAUUAAGAGAGAUGUAUUAAAUAAUAAUAAUAUAGAAGAUAAUGAAGAAGAUAGAGAAUAUAUUUUAGUAGAAAUUACAAAAAGUAUAUGUUCAAUAAUAAAUCUACAACAAUUAAUGCCUGUUAAUACAAGGUUAGCUAACCCUAAUCUGAUAUAUGAUCCAAAUUAUGAAACCAUAUAUUCUAAAUGGAAAACAUUUUUAAGAAAAGAGCAAUCAAGUGGAAAUUUAAUUAGUAAUUGUUUUUCAAGAGAUUUCUUACAUACUGUUUUGUUAUGUAAUUAUGUUACUAUAAUUGAGGAUUUAAGAAAAACAGCUGUUAAGAAAAAGUUGAAAUAUUUCUUCUUACACUUAUGUUUGGAAUCUGGAAUAUCGAUUAACGUAGCAUUGAUGUUGUUUAUAAAUGCAACUAAGCAGAGUGAUAAGUUACAGUCUUUACUACCUUCCGAAACUGGAUUAGGAUAUUUACACAGAGAUGCAGGUGGAGCAAAAGAAGAGAAUAUGGGUAUUAUAACAUUUGAAUGUAUAACGAACGAUAGGGAACCAGAUCAUUUAAUAAAAUUAAUAACUUUGAAAAAUAUUUUUUCAAGACAGUUACCAAAAAUGCCAAGAGAAUAUAUAGUACGGCUUGUAUUUGAUAGGAAUCAUUAUACCUUUUGUUUAUUAAAAAAAAAUACAGUUAUAGGUGGAGUAUGUUUCAGGCCAUAUUUUGAACAAAAAUUUGCGGAAAUUGCAUUUUUAGCUGUUACUUCAACAGAGCAGGUUAAAGGAUAUGGUACAAGAUUAAUGAAUCAUUUAAAGGAGCAUGUAAAGAAGUUUGGUAUUGAAUAUUUCUUAACCUAUGCAGAUAACUUUGCCAUAGGAUAUUUUAGAAAACAAGGAUUUUCACAAAAAAUUUCCAUGCCAAAAGAAAGAUGGUUUGGAUAUAUUAAAGAUUAUGAUGGUGGUACAUUAAUGGAAUGUUAUAUUUUUCCAAACAUCAAUUAUUUGAGACUUUCAGAAAUGUUAUAUGAACAAAAAAAAACAGUAAAGAAAGCUAUACAUUUUAUAAAACCUCAAGUUAUAUAUAAAGGUAUUAAUUAUUUUGCUGAUAAUAAAGGAGCUGCUUUACAUCCAAGUUCUAUUCCUGGAUUAUUAGAAGUUGGAUGGAAAAAAGAAACAAGGGAAAUAACUAAAAAGGUUCAACAUAAAGAAGUUCAAUUGAAAGAUCAAAUCCUAGCUGUUCUUGAUCAUCUAGAAAAACAACAAUCCGCAUGGCCAUUUCUUAAGCCAGUUAGUCUUUCGGAAGCUCCGGAUUAUUAUGAUAUUAUAAAAGAACCAACAGAUAUUUUGACCAUGAGAAGAAAGGCCAGACAUGGUGAUUAUAAAACCAAGGAAGAUUUUGGUAUUGAGCUUAAGAGAAUGUUUGAUAAUUGUCGUUUGUAUAAUGCUCCAACAACUAUUUAUUUCAAAUAUGCAAAUGAACUACAAACACUUAUAUGGCCUAAAUAUGAAGCCAUAACUGAUACAGCAAAAUAA
This is a messenger RNA of Plasmodium gaboni, 4530 nucleotides long. Its product is annotated as histone acetyltransferase GCN5. Gene Ontology annotation, molecular function: protein binding; histone H3 acetyltransferase activity. Gene Ontology annotation, biological process: positive regulation of transcription by RNA polymerase II; chromatin remodeling. The transcript has 4 exons. NCBI's taxonomy places the organism in Eukaryota, Apicomplexa, Aconoidasida, Haemosporida, Plasmodiidae. Gene Ontology annotation, cellular component: histone acetyltransferase complex. The record is from RefSeq and is a predicted model, not a curated record. The coding region runs from base 1 to 4530 and encodes 1509 amino acids.